GAGCCCGCUAGAGGGAGACGGUAGGAUUUGGUGGCGCCGUGCGCGGCGCCCGGGGGCGGGGUGCGCGGGUCGGGGCGGAGCCGGUGACGCGGGCAGGGCCGGGCAGUGAGUAUAGGCUGUGCAGUCAGGCCGGUGUCAGUCUGAUGAAGAUUGGCACGCAGCAGGUACUGUCUGAGGUCAGAUCCUGAGGCUUCUCUGCCCUCCAAAACCUUCUGGAAUCUGCACUGAAGUGGAGGCUGAGAUGCAUUUCAGAACUGCCCCUAUGUCAGCAAGAUCAUUUUUCCCAGACUGAAAGCAGUGGAUGCCUGGUCUAGCUAAAAUUUUUUGGACGCCCAUUUAUAUGGUUAUGCUCAUUUGUCUUCUUCAUUCCUGGACAAGAUGAAACUAAAGGUGCCAAGAUAAGAUUGGAUUCUGCUGCUGAGAGAUAACUGAGGAAAAAGAGGAAGUACAGCAACCCAGCAAGAAGAGGUGAAGCUAGGCUCCACUCUACACUACUGCUAAGGCAAAAGUCUCUGGUCAAAGUGUGAAGUAUAAGACACCACAAGUGCUGACAAUAUCUCUCAGACAACUUCAGGUUCUAGAUGUGAAUCAAUCCCAUGAUGCAACAUGUCUCCCCAGCAUCAGCUCUGACAAUGAUGGCCACACAGAGUGUGCCCCCUCCCCCUUACCAAGAGAGCCAGCAGAUGACUGCCACAACACAACAGCCAGCUAAGGCACAGCCAGUGCACAUUACAACACCCUCAGCAGCAGCCAAUACCCCUGUCCCAAGCACUCCCAUUGACCCUCAGGCACAGCUGGAGGCUGACAAGCGGGCUGUCUACAGACACCCUCUCUUCCCACUUCUGACGCUGCUGUUUGAAAAGUGUGAACAGGCAACACAGGGCUCCGAGUGCAUCACUUCAGCCAGCUUUGAUGUGGACAUUGAGAAUUUUGUACACCAGCAGGAACAGGAACACAAACCAUUCUUCAGCGAUGACCCUGAACUGGACAAUCUGAUGGUGAAAGCAAUUCAGGUUCUGAGAAUCCAUCUGCUGGAGCUGGAGAAGGUGAAUGAAUUGUGCAAGGACUUUUGUAACCGUUAUAUCACCUGCCUCAAAACUAAGAUGCACAGCGACAACUUACUCAGGAAUGACCUUGGGGGGCCCUACUCCCCAAACCAGUCCUCCAUAAACCUACACCAACAGGAUAUGCUGCAGAAUUCUCCUAACUCAAUGACUGCAGUAUCCAACAAUCCCCAGGGAAUCAUGGUACCUGCAUCAGCAAUACAGCAGGGAAACAUCUCAAUGACAACAGUCAACUCACAAGUUGUGUCAGGUGGAACCCUUUACCAGCCUGUAACUAUGGUAACAUCUCAGGGCCAGGUGGUAACCCAAGCAAUCCCCCAAGGAGCCAUACAGAUCCAGAACACACAGGUUAACCUGGACCUGACCUCCCUCCUUGACAGUGAAGAUAAGAAGUCAAAGAACAAAAGGGGAGUGCUACCAAAGCAUGCUACAAACAUAAUGCGUUCCUGGCUCUUCCAGCAUCUUAUGGUGAGAAGUCAACAAGUGUGUGAGAGAUUAACACUUUAACUCCCUCUCUUUCCAUAUACUUCUUUGUGGGUACUCAUUUAACAUCGCCUCUUUAUACAGCUAAACAUUUUAUUCUGUGCUUCCUCUUUGAUAGUUGUAAAAAAAAAAAAAACCUUUAGGAGGGUCAGUAAUUAAAGAAGAAAGUAAAGUUAAAAUGUAUAUAUAUAUUAAUCAUAGAGG
This is a messenger RNA of Alligator sinensis (Chinese alligator), 1751 nucleotides long. Its product is annotated as homeobox protein PKNOX2. The transcript has 12 exons. NCBI's taxonomy places the organism in Eukaryota, Metazoa, Chordata, Crocodylia, Alligatoridae. Bases 597 to 1571 code for a protein of 324 amino acids. The record is from RefSeq and is a predicted model, not a curated record.